UCUUUGUGGAUUUGAUAUGUAAAAGUUGCCAAGAGCAACGACUAGACAUUUUAUAUGGCAUUUCUACGUUGCUGUUGCUUGACUAGACAGUGUACUUCAGGAUAUAAUUCAAUAAAAUGAGUUCAGUUUACAGUGGUAGCGAUAGCAAUUCUAACAUUAUUAUUUUUGAUACAUCAAAAAAUGAAAGAAGACUUAACGAGGAAUUCAAAAUACUACAGAGAAGACUAAAGCCUAAAUGGAAAUUUGUCGAAAACAAUGACGUGCUCUCGCAGGAGUCACUUGCUAAUGGAAAAGUUUUAGUACUACCAGGUCCGCGAAGUAAAUUUACAGAAUUGGAAAUGAAUUCUAUAAGAACAUUUAUAAAUUCGGGUGGUAACGUUCUUGUUAUGCUGGGGGAAGGCGGGGAAAAUAAAUUUAAUACGAAUAUUAAUUUCUUACUCGAGGAAUUUGGAAUAAUGGUAAAUAACGAUAGCGUUGCACGUAUGAAUUACAGUCAAACCCUUCAUCCCAAAGAAGUUUUGAUUUCUCAAGGAUUAUCAAACAAAUCAAUAUUCGUAAGAAAUCGUGACGAGUAUAUAGACUUAAAAUUCCUCUAUCCAUACGGUGCUACCCUAAAUGUUGUACAACCAUCUGUAGUCGCUAUAUCCAGUGGAUCAAUCGCGAUACCAACGAACAGACCAAUUUGCGCAUAUUAUUCGGCAAAAACCAAUGCAGGUAAAGUCGUCGUUUUGGGUUCAUCAAGAAUUUUAACAGACGCAUAUAUAGAGAAGGGAAAAAAUGAUUCCUUGCGAGAGAUGCUUUUCGAAUUUUUCGAUUCGGAAGGGCCCGUAACUAAAGAUGUCCAGGUGGACGACGUCGACUACUGGGAAUAUAAUUUUGUGCCUGAUACUACGCAACAAGCAGAAAAUCCAAAAGUCUGCACACAGGAUUUGGACAACAUUGAUAUACCUCGAGAAUAUACGAAAUUAUUCAAGCAUCAUUUCUACUCUAUUAAUUUAAAUAUGGUUCCAGCAUGUAUAAAGGCUUAUGAAGUUUUAGGUGUUAAAUACGAACCACUCAGUUUAAUCGCUCCGCAUUUCGAGACGCCAUUACCUCCUACACAGGCAUCGGUAUUUCCACCAAAUUUUCAAGAACUUCCGCCACCUGCUUUAGAACUGUUCGAUCUGGAUGAAGCAUUCAGCUCGGAUUUGUUGAAGUUAGCGCAGUUGACUAAUAAAUACAUGGCGGCAAAGGAUCAUUCGAAUGAGACCGAACUAGAUUAUUAUAUACGCGAAUUCGGCGGAAUUAUAAGAACUAAUGGUUCUGGUACAUUCACUUCAAAAGAAGUACUCAACAGUAUUUUUCAAAAGUUAAGUAACUUCAAGAGUGUACACAAUUAAUGGAUUUUUAGACCAUAUAAUAUAGACUGAAUAAAUAUUAGUUAUUUCAUUA
Molecule: messenger RNA, 1431 nt
Organism: Cephus cinctus (wheat stem sawfly)
Lineage: Eukaryota; Metazoa; Arthropoda; Insecta; Hymenoptera; Cephidae
Gene: IFT52
Product: intraflagellar transport protein 52 homolog
Exons: 6
Coding region: 117-1379 (420 amino acids)
Biological process (GO): cilium assembly; intraciliary transport
Cellular component (GO): intraciliary transport particle B; centriole; cilium
Source: RefSeq, a predicted model, not a curated record